CACACCCCCUUGUAUUGUUCGUAUCCACAGUUUUUGAUCCAAUUCCAUCAAAAAUAUGGAAUCCUUCUGAUCGUAAUAUAACCCUUCUCCUUAUUAAUCCCUCAAACAAAGUUUCAUUCUUUAACAAAUUCAAAACAAAAAACCAAAAAAAAAGAAAAGAGAAGAUUUUUAUCUCCGUCCGAUGUCGUCGACACCUCUUCCUCACGAUGACGCAAUCACCGCCGAACAAACACCGUAUCCACCGCCUUCACCGAAGGCCAACACGACGAACCUCUCAACCAAGAUCCUCUCCAAAAUCCUCGUGGGUUUCAUCAUGAUCCCUGUAGCUCUAACCGCCUUGCUCUUCAUCCUCAUGUCUCUCGGUUUCUCCGUCUUCUUCUUCGCUCUCUACUGGUUUCUCCACCGUAACUACCGCCGCCGCCUCCGUCGCCACCUCCGUAACGAAUCCUCGGAUGGGUUGUCUCCCAGAUGCGUGAAGAGUCUUCCGCAGUUUAAGUUUUGUGAGCCGACAAAGUACGGAGGGGAGUGCGUGGUUUGUAUCGAUGGGUUCAGACAAGGACAGUGGUGUCGGAGAUUGCCUGGAUGUGGGCACGUGUUUCAUAGGAAGUGUGUGGACUUUUGGUUGAUGAAAGUUGGGACUUGUCCGAUUUGCAGGGAUAGGGUUUAAAAGGUGGAAUUUUUUUUUUUUGAUGGGAGAAGAACGUAACUAGUUCUUUAGUAGUUAGAUUUGUUGUUUGAUAGUUGUUUGGUUCACUUUAAUUUUAUUAUGGUGAUGUUAAAGCAAAUUUGGUUUUCAUCAAUAAUCAAAAUCAUGUACAGUUUAUCUUUUUACAGAGCUCAACAAAUUGUGAAAGCUUCUUGCUUUACUGGUGAUGGAGAAUUCAAUAUUGUUUCAAGAUUUGAUCCCAAGAACUUGAAAUAUUAUGCCAAUUGUUGAAACUCAAUCUUACAGACUGGGAAUUGAAGUGUUAGCAAUGUUUUGUAUUUUCUUAGCUGUUAGACUUAUAGAGAAUCCCCUUUAGCUCACUGGUAAGCAACAGUU
Molecule: messenger RNA, 1042 nt
Organism: Eruca vesicaria subsp. sativa (arugula)
Lineage: Eukaryota; Viridiplantae; Streptophyta; Magnoliopsida; Brassicales; Brassicaceae
Source: the annotation of a GenBank genome assembly